AUGGAUAUUAUUCUAGAACUCUGGGACACCUUCAUUGGUGAUCGCCUCUAUUCCUCCGUCCUCCCCGCCUCCCUUUCUUCCUCAGUCUCCCUGCCGGCAUUCGCCAAUGUCGCCAACAGUUCGCUCGCCCUCUUCGGCGCGUCGGAGCCAUUCAUCUAUGAGCCCGCCACUCAGAUGCUUCACUUGGAACCCUCCAAGUAUGCCUAUCUCAGUGCCUGGCCGCGGAAUAACAUGUACCGCCAAUUCACCAGCUUCUUCUUGAUCACUUGGAUCUUCGGACUACUUGUCUACUUCGUCGUCGCCUCCCUAUCGUACAUCUUCAUCUGGGACAAAACCACCUACAAGCACCCCAAAUUCCUCAAGAACCAGAUCUCCAUGGAAAUCAAACAAGCCAUGGGCUCCAUGCCCCCAAUGGCCCUCCUGACGGCCCCAUUCUUCGUCCUAGAGGUCCGCGGAUACGCCAAACUCUACGAUACUACUGCCGAGGAACCCUUCCCUUUCUACAGUAUCCUGCAGUUCCCGUUCUUCAUCUUCUUCACCGAUUUCUUCAUCUACUGGAUCCACCGAGGCCUGCACCACCCGCGCGUUUACAGAACCCUGCACAAGCCGCACCACAAGUGGAUUAUGCCCAGCCCUUACGCUUCGCACGCUUUCCACCCCCUGGACGGCUGGUCGCAGAGUGUGCCGUACCACGUUUUCCCGUUCAUCUUCCCGCUCCAGAAGGUGGCUUACGUCUUCCUGUUUGGUUUUAUUAACCUCUGGACUGUGUUUAUCCACGAUGGCGAGUACGUUGCCAAUAGCCCUGUUGUGAAUGGUGCCGCUUGCCACACUAUGCACCAUCUGUACUUCAACUACAACUACGGCCAAUUCACUACUCUGUGGGAUCGCCUGGGUGGUAGCUACCGCAAGCCUAAUGAGGAACUCUUCCGUCGGGAGACUAAGAUGGGAGACAAGGAGUGGAAGCGCCAGGCUAAGGAGAUGGAGUCAAUUCUCAAGACCGUCGAGGGUGAGGAUGACCGCAGUUACUCAGCGGAUACGAAGAAGGAUCUCUGA
Messenger RNA from Penicillium waksmanii, 1053 nucleotides. Its product is annotated as sterol desaturase family protein. Gene Ontology annotation, molecular function: iron ion binding; oxidoreductase activity. The record is from RefSeq and is a predicted model, not a curated record. The transcript has 2 exons. Gene Ontology annotation, biological process: lipid biosynthetic process. The coding region runs from base 1 to 1053 and encodes 350 amino acids. Lineage: Eukaryota; Fungi; Ascomycota; Eurotiomycetes; Eurotiales; Aspergillaceae.